AUGGCACAAAAAGGCAUUUUGAAACUCAAGGUCCAGGAUCAAGUUCAGAGAUCGAACAGUAUUAGCUUCAGAGCGCCGCAGGAGCAGUUUACCGUCAAUGAUUUUGAGUUGGGGAGGAUUUAUGGCGUCGGUUCUUACUCCAAGGUGGUAAGAGCAAAGAAGAAAGAUACAGGAAAUGUCUAUGCUUUAAAAAUUAUGGAUAAGAAGUUCAUUACUAAAGAAAAUAAAAUUGCUUACGUAAAACUCGAGCGGAUUGUGCUUGAUCAGUUGGAUCAUCCUGGAAUAAUCAGGCUAUAUUUCACAUUCCAGGAUACCUACUCCCUUUACAUGGCACUUGAGUCCUGUGAAGGCGGAGAGCUUUUUGAUCAAAUAGCUAAGAAAGGCCGUUUAUCUGAGGAAGAGGCUCGCUUUUAUGUUGCAGAAGUUAUUGAUGCUUUGGAGUACAUGCACGGAUUAGGAUUAAUUCAUAGAGAUAUCAAGCCAGAGAAUUUGCUACUCACUUCUGAUGGCCAUGUUAAAAUUGCUGAUUUUGGUAGUGUAAAGCCAACGAAGGAGUGCCAAAUCACAGUUCUCCCAAAUUCUACAGAGGAAAGAGCAUGCACUUUUGUGGGAACAGCGGCCUAUGUCCCUCCUGAAGUUCUCAAUUCUGCACCGGCAACUUUUGGAAAUGACCUAUGGGCUCUUGGGUGCACCUUAUAUCAGAUGCUUUCAGGAUCGUCUCCAUUUAAAGAUGCCAGUGAAUGGCUUAUAUUUCAGAGAAUCGUGGUCAGGGAUCUUAAGUUCCCGGAUUAUUUUUCAGAUGAAGCGCAAAACCUCAUUGAUAAGUUACUUGACAUGGAGCCUACUAAAAGACUGGGUGCUGGACCUGGAGGUUAUGCUGCCCUCAAGAAACACCCUUUCUUUAAGGGCAUCAACUGGAAAAAUUUACACCAGUCAGCAGCCCCAGCAUUUGCUCGAGUGUCUAAUGAGAGUGAAGAUGGCUAUGUUCAGGAUUCUACUUGGAAUCUGUCACAUAUAGGAGGUGGCCCAUUUCAGCAGCAGACCGUUCAGGAUCGGAAUCUUGGUGCUCCAUCAUCUUCUGAAUCACCAUCUCAUAUUUCUGGACUUGCUAAGAUAGACUCUUUUGACUCGAGAUGGAAUGAAUUUCUUGAAUCUGGGGAGUCCAUUGUUAUGAUAUCAAAGCUGAAAAAAUUACAGACAUUAAAUAAUAAAAAGGUACAGCUCAUCCUCACUGACAAACCCAAGUUGAUUUGUGUUGAUCCUUCAAAAAUGAUGAACAAAAAUAGCAUCAUUUGGUCCGAUCCCCCCAGCAACCUCAGCAUUCAAGUUAUAGACCCCUCACAUUUUAAAAUUUCUACGCCAAAGAAAGUGUUGUCGUUUGAAGAUCCAAAAGAGCGAGCAAUGCAAUGGAAGAAGGCUAUUGAGAGCCUUCAACAAGGCUGAUGAGCUCAAUAUUAGUUUCCUUAGUUUGAAGUUCUACAGAUUUGACAUUGAUUACAGCUGACAUAAUUUACCUUUUCCCCCACUGUUGAGUUUUCAGAGAUUUUGAGUGAUUGAUAUAGUUUGUAGCCUAUAUGAUCCUGAUAUGAUCCUGAUAUGAUCCUGUAAGAUUGACCGUUGCUUGCUAGAAUGUCAAAUGAAGAGAGAUGACAAGCAGCUAAUUUUUAUGAUUAUUAGAAAAGCUUUUGCUCUUCCUAAAAAGUUUUGAUGGCUGAUGUAAGAGAAAUGACUCUUUAUUAUUUCAUAUUAUUUGUUAUGGUGACACA
Messenger RNA from Asparagus officinalis (garden asparagus), 1766 nucleotides. RefSeq names its product 3-phosphoinositide-dependent protein kinase 1-like. Gene Ontology annotation, biological process: intracellular signal transduction; peptidyl-serine phosphorylation. The coding region runs from base 1 to 1443 and encodes 480 amino acids. The record is from RefSeq and is a predicted model, not a curated record. The transcript has 12 exons. Lineage: Eukaryota; Viridiplantae; Streptophyta; Magnoliopsida; Asparagales; Asparagaceae. Gene Ontology annotation, molecular function: ATP binding; protein serine/threonine kinase activity.